GGAGUCCACAUCCAAAGCGCAACAUGUCUCAACGAGAGUCUUCAUUGGCACGAGCGAACAAAGAUUCACAGAUUACUUGACGAACAUGCAUGGAUUGGCUCUACCUCUGACACCACCCACCACCCUCCCCUGUUUCUCCCACCUCUGCUUUAGAUCUCUUCCUCACCUUUCGCUUCUCUCUUUGCAAAACCAAACCAGAUCUUCGAGACCCAUCUGCAGGUUCUGGAGUUACAAGCAGAAAACAAGAAGUAGUAGUGUUUCCCCUUUGAGAGCGAGUCGCAGAGAGUCUCCUUAUGAGGUUUUGGGGGUGCCUCCCUCUGCAACUCCGAAUGAAAUCAAAAGGGCUUAUCGUAAACUUGCUCUAAAGUAUCACCCAGAUGUCAACAAGGAGGCAAAUGCACAGGAGAAAUUUAUGAGGAUUAAACAUGCAUACAAUACAUUACUGAGUUCUGAAUCUCGGAGGAAAUAUGACACUGGAAAUCGCAGAUCUGAUUAUUCCUAUUCUGGUGGUCAAAGAAGCCAAAGUACGAAAACACAAGAUGAAGAAGAAGAGUUUUAUGGGUUUGGUAAUUUUUUCAAGGAUGUUCAAAUAACAAUAGAGGACUUCUUGAGAGAUCUUCAAGGAGAAUUCCAGAAUUGGGAAGCGAGUGCUACUUCACAAGGAAAGCCAAAAAGCCUAUGGGAAGAAUUGGCGGAAAUUGGAGAAGAAUUUGUGGAAUUUCUUGAGAAAGAACUCAACAUAACUGAUCAAGAGGUUGAAUCGUACAGCUCUGAUGAAGAACCUCAGAAAGGCAAUCCUUUUAGAACGUCUGGGACAGAGAGAACAGAAAAUAGUAGUAAAGAUAAAGCUGGCAAGGGGAGCAGCAUUGAGGAGAAUAUUGAUGAGAUAGAAGCUACCCUUGCUCAAUUGAAGAAGGAAUUGGGUUUAUAGCAGGGAAAUGCAGCUUUGCUUUCACCCGCCAUUGGAAGAUGAUCAAGUUUUGUUGCCAUCUUAAACAGUUGAGUAAUUUCACUUUUACAACAUAUCUUGAAGUGACUUUUAAGGCCCCAUUUGCAUCCAUUUAUAGAAGAGUUUCAGAGGGAAGGUAUGCGAAAAGUACAAAGACUUUGAGACAUUGACCUUGUGAGGCAUGAGCUUGUAAAGGUAGUAGAUUUUAUGCUUAGAGUAGAACGAUUUGUAAUUAAAAUUCUUCUUUUGGCUACAACCAAUAGCAAGUGAUAACAUCAAUUACAAUUGGUUUAGAUAUA
This is a messenger RNA of Alnus glutinosa, 1248 nucleotides long. RefSeq lists its product as uncharacterized. The transcript has 5 exons. Bases 86 to 931 code for a protein of 281 amino acids. Gene Ontology annotation, cellular component: cytoplasm. Gene Ontology annotation, biological process: protein refolding. The record is from RefSeq and is a predicted model, not a curated record. NCBI's taxonomy places the organism in Eukaryota, Viridiplantae, Streptophyta, Magnoliopsida, Fagales, Betulaceae.